AUGAAGUUCUUCGCUGUCGCCGCCCUCUUCGCCGCCACUGCUCUGGCCCUCCCCGAGACCGGCCCCAAGAUUGGCAAUGCCGCCCAGGAGCUCUACGGAAAGUGCUCCAACGGCAAGCGCUCUUGCUGCAACUCGGACCCUACCAGCGCUAAGCUCAGCACGGAGCAGCACACAAACCUGUUGGGUCUUCUUGACGGCCCUCUCAUUCCCGGUCUGAACUCUGGAGAGUACAGCGGCUGCAGCGACCUUAUCGACCUCAUCCCCGGUCAGUGCCAGGGUAGCAUUGCUUGCUGCGACAACAACAGCGUCAACAACGGCAUCAACGUCGUCGUUCCUUGCAUCGCCGUUCCCGUUGGAGUUUAAGCGGAAAUCAUCCGACCGAGGCCGUCUUCCUAUUGCUACGCUGGAACACUAGGCCAAAUGGGAGUGAUAAAUAUUGUGACUUGUACAGUCGUGCUCUUGAGCUGUGGCUGGGGUGAUAUGCUCGGAUAUCAGUCUAGCUUUGUGCAAUGAACAUGCAAGGGACGCCAGUUGCAUUUGCUUUUUGUCUUUCUUUAUAGCUACUGUACGCGCAUCGGUCGUCUAGUCGGUGUGCAUGUGCAUAUCAACACCAAAAGCAGUUGAACCUCCGAUGAUGCUUGAGCUUUUGAAUUG
Messenger RNA from Aspergillus melleus, 654 nucleotides. Its product is annotated as hydrophobin family protein. The coding region runs from base 1 to 363 and encodes 120 amino acids. Gene Ontology annotation, molecular function: structural constituent of cell wall. Gene Ontology annotation, cellular component: fungal-type cell wall. The record is from RefSeq and is a predicted model, not a curated record. The transcript has 2 exons. Lineage: Eukaryota; Fungi; Ascomycota; Eurotiomycetes; Eurotiales; Aspergillaceae.